AUGCAUACCCAUCUCGUCUCAGCUCCGGCCACUUUCUUCUUCAUCAUAAUAGCAAUAACCUUAGUCCAGUUUCCAGUACCAUCUGUGCACGCUGUUGAUGAUGACCGGUACCUCAACUGCAGCGAAACCUUUGCAUGUGCGGAUAUUAUGAACCUCGGCUAUCCUUUCUGGGGAUCAAAUCGGCCUGAAUAUUGUGGGUACCCGGGUUUCGAGUUGAACUGCAGCGUCAAUCCCCCGCAGCUUAAUGUCGCGGACAUGUAUUACCGAGUUUUUGAAAUCAAUAGCGUGGCGCGGAGUCUCAAGGUUGCUAGAGUGGAUUACUGGAACACGACUUGUCCUGCUAUUCACGCUAAUACAACCAUAGAUCGCAGCACUCUCUUUUCUUAUACUUUAGGUACUACCAACCUGACACUCUACUACCACUGCCCUGCUUCUUCAAUAUCUCGUCUUCCAACAACUCAGACGGCGGAUGGUUUUUCGUUUACUUGCGCCGGAGACGCUAACAACUUUACCAAUUACUAUUCGAGCUCCUCGAUUAAUAGCUUAUUGGGGUUGUGCGCGAACAACGUUAAAGUUCCAGUAGCUGAAUGGGGCACACCUAAUAACCAUAGACUGUGGACAGCUAUUAAUCUUGGCUUCAUGGUGGGGUGGAAUGCAAAUAACACCAUGUGCGAUAGAUGUGAAGGGUCCGGUGGGCAAUGUGGGUUCAACACCAGCACGAAUGCUUUCGCUUGCCACUGUAAACCUGGGUCUUUUCCAGCAACGUGUGGAUCAGAUAUUGGUAAGUAUCCAUUUCACUGGUUAAUUUAA
Messenger RNA from Juglans microcarpa x Juglans regia, 810 nucleotides. RefSeq names its product LEAF RUST 10 DISEASE-RESISTANCE LOCUS RECEPTOR-LIKE PROTEIN KINASE-like 2.1. The transcript has a single exon. The record is from RefSeq and is a predicted model, not a curated record. Bases 1 to 810 code for a protein of 269 amino acids. NCBI's taxonomy places the organism in Eukaryota, Viridiplantae, Streptophyta, Magnoliopsida, Fagales, Juglandaceae. Gene Ontology annotation, molecular function: polysaccharide binding.